Molecule: messenger RNA, 430 nt
Organism: Ixodes scapularis (black-legged tick)
Lineage: Eukaryota; Metazoa; Arthropoda; Arachnida; Ixodida; Ixodidae
Gene: COX6B
Product: cytochrome c oxidase subunit 6B1
Exons: 4
Coding region: 123-356 (77 amino acids)
Cellular component (GO): mitochondrion; respiratory chain complex IV
Source: RefSeq, a predicted model, not a curated record
CCGCGUUACGUCUUGCGCGGGUACCGCACCAACCUCGUUAACAAUCCAAUCCAGUCCAAUCCAACCGUACUGCCUGUUCCUCACGGAGUCGGGACGACCUUCCAAGGCGGGAGCAAGUUAACAUGUCGGAGCCGAAGUUCACGACCGUCCCCUUUGACCCCCGUUUCCCCAACACCAACCAGACCAGGAAUUGCUGGCAGAACUAUGUGGACUACCACCGUUGCCACAAGGUAAAGGGGCAGGACUACGCCCCGUGCGAAUACUUCAAGAAGGCCUACAAGACACUGUGCCCCAAUGCCUGGAUUGACAAGUGGGACGACCAGAUUGCAAAUGGCUGCUUUGCGGGCAAGAUUUAGUGCCUGAGAAACCACCUGAAUAAAGUUCUGCUGUGUAGAGAAGUGCGUAAAUACAACAGUGGUUGAGUAUUCUC